AUGCUCAGUGCGGACGGAGCGGAGCCUCAGGGUGCCUCUGGCAGCGACUCCUCCCAGCACAAGAGACAGCCUGGGGCAAAGAAAGGGUUUGGUGAGGGGGACAGGGGUGGACAGUUCAACAUCUCACUAACCUUCAAAGGUUCCGAUUCUGGGUCUCAGGGCGCCGCCACGUGGCGAACUGGGAGCAUAGCUUUCCCAGAAGUCAACCUGGGAGCCCUAGGAAGGACGACGGACCACAGGGACUCCGUGGUCUGGGACGCUUGCGGAUGGCAGCCCCUGCGGAGGCUUCUGUUUCCUGCGACUCUGGAACGUGCCCGAGCCCAGGAGCGGCCGGUGCGGAGGCUGAGGUGCCGCGCUCACCGCCACCUCGUGGUGUUUAGGCAUGCCGGGCGAUCAGAUUUGUCCCGGUGA
This is a messenger RNA of Rangifer tarandus platyrhynchus (Svalbard reindeer), 411 nucleotides long. The record is from the annotation of a GenBank genome assembly. Lineage: Eukaryota; Metazoa; Chordata; Mammalia; Artiodactyla; Cervidae.